Molecule: messenger RNA, 1072 nt
Organism: Emiliania huxleyi CCMP1516
Lineage: Eukaryota; Haptophyta; Isochrysidales; Noelaerhabdaceae
Exons: 2
Coding region: 18-743 (241 amino acids)
Cellular component (GO): chloroplast
Molecular function (GO): peptidyl-prolyl cis-trans isomerase activity
Source: RefSeq, a predicted model, not a curated record
GUGUAAAAAAUGUGUGUAUGUCCCUGCUCAGCGUCGCGUCCGCGGCGCUCGGUCUGACUGCGCUCACGCCACCUCGAACCGUGGCCUUCGCGCCGCACCGCUCUCGUAUCGUCCUCCAGCAGCAGGAGCCGAAGGAGGUCUCCGAGUUGGAGGCCGCCGACCCGGCGAUGGCGGACAGCUCCUACGACCUGAGGCAGGUCGCGGACAAGCAGGGUGCGGGAGGUGGCGCCGGCUUCAACGUAGGGCUGGUGGACCCGAUUGCUUCCGCGACCGGUUUUGUAUCGCGCCGCUUCGGCCUCGCUGGUGGCCUGGCGGUCGUGGCGCUGCUGGCGGCGACAGAAGGGCGCGAGAUUGUGAACGCGCUACUCGACACGGGGCCGCAGGAGGGCGACGGGAAGCUGGUGACGACGCCCUCCGGCCUGCAGUACGCGGAGCUGCUUCUCGGCUCCGGCGACACGCCCAAGCCCGGGAACGUGGUUGGCGUGGACGCGAAGGUCUCGAUCGGUGGCAAGGUCUUGUAUGACACGUCAACAGACAAGAAGCUCGCCUUCAAGCUGGGCCAGCGGCCCUUCCAGAGCGUGGUCUGCGAUGGCGUCGAGGAGGCCCUGCGCGGCAUGCGGCCCGGCGGCAAGCGGCGCCUCCUCGUCCCCCGCUCUCUCGCACCUAAGGGGGUGGACCUGCCGGACGGGGUCCCGCUCGAGUACGAGCUGACGCUGCAGGAGGUGCUGCCCGGCUACUUUUGAGGCGGCAGCAUCCGAGACCCCUCCUCGCUGCUCUCUUCAGAUGCUGCCCUUUUGGCUGGAGCUGGUCUCACCGCUCCGCAGGCGGGCUGUGGAGGACAGUUUGGAGCCUGCAGCACGUCACCCAUUCACCCAUGUGUUGAGAUACUGGGCGGCAAGGAGCCGUGUAGUCGUUCUCGCAGGCCCUGGCCCGAGAAGGCGGCGUCGCCAUGCAGCAGGAGGAUGGGGCAGAGACGAGGAAGCACGCGCGAGCCCACAUGACUGGUCUUCGCCGCUCUCCCCCCCGCUUAGAUCUAUGUGUUUUCCAUGUACAUGAGAGCAGAUGUGUCUUU